Messenger RNA from Saccostrea cuccullata (small rock oyster), 1110 nucleotides. RefSeq lists its product as uncharacterized. The coding region runs from base 1 to 1110 and encodes 369 amino acids. Gene Ontology annotation, molecular function: protein binding. Lineage: Eukaryota; Metazoa; Mollusca; Bivalvia; Ostreida; Ostreidae. The transcript is spliced from 4 exons. The record is from RefSeq and is a predicted model, not a curated record.
AUGAAGAUAUCAGUUUUAGAAAACGAAAACAAAAUUCUGAAAGAAAGACAAGACAACUUUAAUUCUUCAUCCACUUCACAACAACAAAAUUUGACCACAUCAGAAGACUUAAGAAAGCUGGAAAACAUCUUAACUUUUGAGAUAGAGCAGACAGUUAGAGACAGUGUAGAAAAAAUGAUGAAGAACAUGUCUGCCACCAUCACGGACAUGGAACUACGCGUCCAAUCCAGAAUAGCUUUUACAGCUGGAAUAUUAGGAGAGAACGGGCAAAAUAUUUAUAGCGGUACUGUAAAAUUCCCAAAAGUCAUAUACCAAGUGGGAGGAGGAUAUAACCCCAUAACUGGAGUAUUCACUGCCCCAAAAGCCGGGCUUUACCUCAUAUUCUGUACUAAUGUGGCAUAUAACCAUGGAAUAAUCUGGACACAAGUUACCAUUAAUGGAUCAGUUAAGGCCGGAGUCAUGGCUUAUGUUAGUGGAUCUGCUAAUACCUAUCAGUCAGCCUCCAACCUUGUGGUCCACCAGUUACAGGUGGGGGACAGAGUCUGGAUUCAAGUCCAUCAGGCACGGAUAUCAUCUUCUAUUUCCAAUUUGGAUAAGCGGCAGAAACAGAUGGAGAGCUAUGUCCAAACGCUGACAAAUUCACAGCAAAAUGACAUUACCAAAAUGAACGAUACUAUCAUCCAUCUCAAGAAUCGUGUUCAGUCCCGUGUAGCUUUUACAGCUGGAAUUGUAGGAGAGGUAAGCGGACAACAUAUAUAUACAGGCAUAGUUAAAUUCCCAACAAUCAUUUACCAGAUAGGAGGAGGAUACAACCCUACAACAGGAAUAUUUACUGCCCCAAAAGCUGGGCUCUAUCUUAUAUUCUGUACUACUGUGGCAUAUGACCAUGAAGCCUUCUGGACAAAAAUUAUGAUUAAAGAUUCAGUUAUGGCUGGAGUCAUGGCUUGGACAUCAUCAUCUUUUAAUGUACACCAAGCAGCCUCCAACCUUGUUGUCCACCAGUUACAUGUGGGAGACAGAGUCUGGAUAGAAGUGGAAUAUGGAAGUCAUAUUUACUCAUAUUUUCCAGACACAACAUUCUCUGUUGUCAUGAUUAGUGGCUUAGAAUAA